GGUGAGUCACCUGGGCAAUGUCGUCAGUUUCUUAGGUAGUAGGCUCCUCGUCGACAUCAGUCGGUUAAAUCUCUUGUGAGCGUUUCAAAGUUAUUAAGAUUCAGACCCGUGGAAGUAAUUGUGGACGUUUUGCACCAUUUCUGGAUGCGUUAACAAAACGACAGGAGCUUGUUUCACGCAAGUUAACUGAAGCUUGAUCUGUGAGCAGGCGCGGUGCUGUUUUGCCCCACUGCGGCCUAAACACACUUUGAGGAAGCUGACUUUUUUAUUCAUGUAAGAAGGGGUGUUUUUAUUCUAUACUCAAAUUCCCGUGGUUACAAGUGGUCUCUGGCUUUUAUUUGUGUGGAAAUCUUUACGGGACUUUGAAAAUGAAUUCACUCCGUAAAGAACGGACGGGAGCGCCUGCGCUCCUGCUCCUAAUUUUACUUCUUGGAUCCACUUCUGGCCAGGAGACUGGUGAGCAAUGCUUAGCCCGAUUGAAGAAAGGUCGGGAGGAUUUUAUUCUCGAAGCCGAUGAAUCUGUGAAACACGGAGCGACGUUCAUUUCGUCGCCGCAACUGAAUCGAUAUAAGGACUGCUUGAGCGCCUGCUGCAAGGAGCCGAAAUGCAAUGUCGCCUUCAUGGAGAGAGGAGCCGAGGAAGGCCUGAUCAACACCUGCUUUCUGUUUGAUUGUCUCUACAAAAAGAAAUACGUCUGCCGCUUUGUCAGGAAGACGGGAUACAUGAAUUACAUCCUGGACACCGUUUAUGAGAGUUCUCUUAAAGAGGAUGCUCCUCCAAAUGAAUCUGACCGUCCACCAGUGGCCAAUGGAGGACAGGACCUGGUGAUCCAGCCUCAGGAGAGCGUGGCACUCAAUGGCAUAGGGAGCAAAGAUGACAAUGGGAUUGAAUCCUACCAGUGGAAAAUGCUCACUCCAUAUCCUUAUGCUGUCAUUGAGAAAACCACCUUUAAAGACCAGAUUAUGGUGUCCAAUUUGACAUCUGGGAUAUACAAGUUCCAGCUGACUGUAACCGACACCAUAGGCCAAACAGACUCAACCAAGGUUACCAUCCUGGUCCUUACCCCUGAGCAGUCUGAGCACCACUGCAUGGCUCCAAAGAAGGUUGGGCCGUGCCGCAGUGCUUUCCCUCGAUGGCAUUACAAUGCUGCCUCCGAGAAGUGUGAGCAUUUCACCUGGGGGGGCUGCAGGGAAAAUCUUAACAACUACAUCACCAAGGAUGAAUGCGUCAGUGCCUGCCAUGUCUCAGAAAAAGCAGGUAAAGCUGGUAGAGGUUUGCCAGUUCCUGCGCCUCAAGGAGAAAAAUGUGAUGCUCCGUGUACCACAGAUCAAUUCACCUGUGCAAAUGGCUGCUGUUUGGAUCCAGGCCUGGAGUGUGACUCAACCCCACAAUGUAGUGAUGGCUCAGAUGAGAAGAACUGCGAGGACUUGAACAACACAUUUCAGAUUCUGAUACAGAUUCCAGUGGAUGAACAAAAAGUGCGCUGCACAGAGCAUCCUCAGACAGGAGGCUGCAGGAAUAGUAUUAGCAAGUGGUACUACAAUCCCCUCCAGGAGGAGUGCUUCCGCUUCAACUACGGUGGCUGCCAAGGAAAUGAGAACAGAUUUGACACUAAGGAGGACUGUAUUGCAGUUUGUAGGGGGGUAACAGAAAACGAUGUAUUUUCAAGAAAGGGUGAAUAUGAAGCCAGUGUGUCUGAAAGCCAGACAGGUACUAUAGUGAUUGCUGCCCUCCUGGGUGUAGCUAUCUUCAUCCUACUGUGCAUCCUGGUGUACUGCCUCAUGAAAGGAAAGAAGAAGUCUUCACAACACCAACGUGUGCCCGUCAACACCGUCCCAGUCACCUUUGAGGACAGAGAGCGUCUGGUCUACAAUAGCACCACCAAGCCCAUCUGACCCAGCAGUCCUCACCUUUGACCCCUUGUUCCUGGAAGUGAAUGACGCUGAUUCUGAGGCUGUGUCGUACACUGAGCAUACUCAGAUUGAUGAGAGAGAAAGUUUGAAUGCUGGCAGAGAUCUGUUUUCAUUUAGUCCAUAUAUGGAUGAAUUUUUAAGGGUGAGAUGUGACUUUAAGCUUGUUUUUAGUGCAGUGGUCUGUUCGUAUGAGUUGUUGGAUAUCAGUGUGUACUCAGGUUAAAAGGGCUUUUCAUUAGUGCGGAGGUAGAUUACCACUGGAUAUCUACUUUGUUUUACUUGCUUCCAUUAAAUUAUCUGAUUGUCAGUGAACAGCUGUUUUUGAAACACUUUUAAUGUCAGACCCUUAAUUGUCAGUAGGUCCACAUUGGUCUGCUACUUCAAAGUAAGAGUCUAGAUUCCUCUGUGUCUUCUUAAAAUGGACCUCUGGGAAAUUUAGUGUAUAUUUAAUGUUAUAUUGUAAUACUUUCAACUCAGCAAGUCCUGUCAGGCCAGCUUCUUUAUUCUGUCAGAUUUGUUUUUAUCCUGUUUUAUACACCGUUGUUGCAAUGGAUUACACAUACAUGUUUAAUGUUGUACAUAAUCUUAGAAUUUUGAGAAAGUAAUAUUUUACUCGAAGGUUUUUUUUGUCAGUGAUUUUUCACAAGUGUUUUUAGAACAAGCAUGAAGCAUACAUUAAAUAAUGCUUAUUGGUACCUCCUUAUGAAGCAGCAUUGCUGUUGAAUAUUCCAAAUUGUAAACGUAUCAAGUUUGUACAUAUGACGUGGAAUAGGUUUCUGUAACUUUAGCAGGAUCAUCAUGUUUAUACUGAAUAAAAAUAUCAAAUGGUA
Messenger RNA from Micropterus dolomieu (smallmouth bass), 2743 nucleotides. It is a transcript of the gene spint1a, whose product is annotated as serine peptidase inhibitor, Kunitz type 1 a. Bases 369 to 1895 code for a protein of 508 amino acids. Lineage: Eukaryota; Metazoa; Chordata; Actinopteri; Centrarchiformes; Centrarchidae. Gene Ontology annotation, molecular function: protein binding; serine-type endopeptidase inhibitor activity. The record is from RefSeq and is a predicted model, not a curated record. The transcript is spliced from 10 exons.